This is a messenger RNA of Aspergillus tanneri, 7842 nucleotides long. RefSeq names its product putative HEAT repeat protein (DRIM) (gene UTP20). Lineage: Eukaryota; Fungi; Ascomycota; Eurotiomycetes; Eurotiales; Aspergillaceae. Gene Ontology annotation, cellular component: 90S preribosome; nucleolus; small-subunit processome. Bases 1 to 7842 code for a protein of 2613 amino acids. The transcript has 2 exons. The record is from RefSeq and is a predicted model, not a curated record.
AUGGUAGCAGCGUCGUCUGCUUCGCGGACCAAGUCCGUGAAGCGCGUGAAGAAGGGAACAGAGACCACCAAGUCGCAUCGAUUUGAGCCGUUUUCGCAGCGUGUCGCAAAGCUGAAAAUUGACCCCAUUCAUCGUGUGCGACAGCCGGACUUUGGUGAAGAAGAUGACGAGACUUCGUCCUAUUUUCGGUCCGCGUUUGAGCACUGGGCUGAGCUGAAUUUAUCGGAAAAUUUCGUGCAGUUUUCCCGCCGAGUCAAUCCGUUGUGCGAGAGUCUCGCCCAGAUCUUGUACUAUGAGGAUAAAAUAAUGGGGCUGUUGGUAGAGUUUAUCGAGAAGCGAGACCAGCUGUCCAUGGAGCCGUUGCUGAGUCUUCUCGCCCAGUUCGCGAGGGACCUGGGUGUACGGUUCGAGAAGCACUUUGCUACCGCGGUGAGUCUGGUAGCGUCUGUGGCUGCUACUCACCCUCAAGUGGAGGUGGUUGAAUGGAGCUUCACAUGUCUGGCAUGGAUUUUCAAGUUUCUUUCGCGUCUUCUCGUUCCGGAUUUGAGACAGCUGUUGGGGAUCAUGACCCCGUACCUGGGAAAAGAACGACAGAAGCCAUUUGUCGCCCGAUUCGCCGCCGAGUCAAUGUCCUUCCUUAUUCGAAAGGCAGGCUUGCUAUACUACAAAAAUAAUACGCCUCUUACACGUGCGGUGUCGUUCCUGCUCCAUGAUUUGCGACAGGCCGAGGCGGAGUCGAAGAACGUGGAAAUCUACAAGGAAGGACUCAUGACUAUGUUUUCUGAUGCCAUCAAAGGCGUAAAGGGUGGAAUCCACUCGAAUGGAACCGAUAUUCUCGGCUGCUUUUUGGACAACCUAGAUACAGACGAUGAUGUGGAGAGCAGUUUGGGCUUGCAAGUCGCCAGCGGGAUUUUGAUCAACCUCAUCCAUUGUACAACCGUCGAUACAUUUGAACCGAUACUGGACACAGUCAUAUCGUAUAUCGAAAGCAACUGCCAGGGAGCUGGGAAGAACCAUGCGAAUUCAUGUUGUCGCUUAAUAUUCCUAUGUGUUUCAGCCCGUAAAGGAUCGCGAGUAAAGAACUGGAAGCCCGUUCUUCAGGCUCUGCUUCUUCUCCUUCAGUCAGUAUCCGCGGCGCCUGGUGCGUAUACAGAGGCUGUACCCCAGCUCCUUACUGCCGUGGCAUAUACACUGCAGCUCGCUCCCAUGGAUGAAAUGCUACCAUUUAUGCGCUCAAUCAUGGAAACUGUCACUAGUGACCAGCUCUCCAAUCACUUCUUAUCAUUCUGCGCUACAUUCUCCGAGUGGGGUGCAGAGAGGUUCCAUAGUGUUGUCCUGCCUUAUUUUCAAAAGUUCGUCAAUGUUUCAUGGCAGGAGUACGAAUAUGAGCUUUGCUUGGCCUUGCUUCGUCUGAGCCAAACCGGUUGCAUAACAUCUGAAGUUUCCAAGCCUGGCUAUAUCAUUUGCCCGGUCACUUGGAAGGAUCGGAUAAAGGAUAUGCUGAGCAAUAACAAGCCUAGUGUUGCUGAUGUGACCCUCCUCAACGCAUAUUCGCAGCUUCCCAGGGCCAUGUCGUUGUCCACUGAGCCUUCUCUUCUAUCCGACAUGAGUCUGAUCUUCCACGAUCAGCUAGCUCGUAUUCUGAAGAGCAACGAUUUGGAAUUGUCUCCUGAGACCAAAUUUUUCAUUGGGCAAGGCUUCAAGUCUUAUGUUGAGUUGGCAACACUCCAGGGAGGGGUUGAUACUGGGCUUUGGGACCGCAUCAGCGUGGUCGCAGCCAAGUACUCACGUCUUGAUGUUUUCCUCGAGGCAACACUAGCCUACGUCUCUGCUUGUUCUGAGCGACUUGAUCUCCAAAAGCCCUCGCUGGAAGAGCUUGCUGAUGUCCUUAUUACUAAUCUUGCUGGCCCAUCCCACCAGCUAAGGCUGUUGUCCUUGAAAAUAUUGCGAGUCAUAGUCGAUGCUUCAGGUGACGAUUCUUCUCUGAUCUCAGUGGCCAUUGAAAUCGAGGAGAGUCCCUUGACUCUGCAGUCUGCCAGAUAUCUGGCUAUGCAAGUGCGGAAACUUGCGAUAUCAUAUCCCCAAGUUGUUUCACGCAGAUGGAUGCCUCGGCUGAUACCCAAUUUCUGCUUCGGACUGUUUUCGAAGAAGAUGGCUCCCUUGUGGGAUGACUCUGCUGCUGCUUUAAAAUCAGUCAGCGAGCAACCAGAGGGGGAGAUAAUUGUCUCGGAUUUAGCGAUCCAGUGGCUCCAAGAAAAGGGGUCUCUCCUAUCAGCGGGGGACUCGGACGGCGAUGAUAACAUGGACACCUAUGUGACAGGAGACUUCCAGUGUUAUAAUGCCGCCAGGGCCGAAAGUCUCUGCGCGAAAAACUUCGAAGACUCUGAGCAACCUGCAUCAGCCUUGAUGCAGGAUUUUGAGAAAAUUCAUAGCUUCUCUGAAGUCAUCCCUGCUUCUCCUCAGACACACGCGUUGCGUGUCCUCAAUGCGAUACCAAACAUAGCAGAAAAGCGAUCCCGCCAAGUCGUUCCUUUGUUCCUGUCCUGGGCAUUGCACGAUGAUGAAGAUGCUCCCUCUGGCGCUGCUGAGAAGUCAGCAGAGUCUGGCCCGUCCUUUACCUGGGGAUUUCAUGAUCGAUUGGCUUUCCUAGGCCUUCUCGGUCAGUUUGUCAAUCCCAAAGUUUUGUUCAAAGCGCCCGAGGUUCACGAUGCGCUUCUUGGAUUACUUUGCCAUGGAAAUUCUGAAAUCCAAAAGUUGGCCCUCAAAGCCCUAUUCACUUGGAAGUCUUCUAGCAUCUCUCCAUACAGGGAGAACCUCCUAAACAUUCUAGACGAAUCGCGGUUCAAGGAUGAACUGUCCGUUUUUGUCCAAGCCGGUGGAGAGGAUAGCCUCAUCGACGAAGGACAUAGGGGAGAGCUUAUUCCCGUCCUCCUUCGACUGCUUUAUGGUAGGAUGAUCUCAAAGGCUGGUGCGAGUGCGACCCAGGCAGGGCAAUCGGGACGUCGGAAGGCCAUUUUAAGAACUCUGGCACAGUUGCCUGAUCGAGAGUUCGAAUUUUUCAUGCGGAUAUCUUUCGGCCCCCUUGGGGAUGUCCACUUGGUUCAAAAUGGUGAGAUUGACAAGUACGCAUUUUCGCGUGAACUUGCUAGCCCCAAGAAGCAGGCUGGUUUGUUAAAGACGAUUGAGACUGUCUUUGAAGCUCUUCAAAGCCGGGUAGCGCCUUAUGCGUCACAGUCCAUGGAUGUCGUUCUCUACUGCCUUGUUCUUGCAUGUCGUGAGUUAGGAAAAGAGCAAACGGCGGACGCGGUAGAAUCACAAGAAGGACGUCUUUUAGCAGUAUUGCGCAACAUUCGGCACUUGUGUAUUAGGUGCCUCGACCUUAUAUUCUCUAUCUCGCCGGACCGAGAUUGGGCACCCUAUGUCCGUGUUAUCUUUGACGAAGUCAUUACCCCGAGGCUCGAAAAUUUCGCCACGGAGACUGCCCAAGGAGUGUCUGGGCUUCUCAAGUUGUUCCAUGUCUGGGCUUCUUCUCCUAGAUCUUCGUUCUAUCUUGCUCAGUACAACAAUACGCUCCUGGAUAAAAUUGUGGACUGCCUUGGCGUGGAAUCCGCCCGCGACGAAGUUAAAAUUUUCGUCAUGGAUGAUAUUCUGACGCCGCUGAUUGAACUUGCCACUGGAAGGGAGCUCGAAGAGAAGGAGAAGAUGAGUGAUUUUGCUGCUGGUGAAAUCCAGUCAGCGGUUCUUGUACCUUAUAUAGAACAUACCCUUUCUCAUCUCGGAGCUCUUCUGAAGCGAGGUCCUUCCCGACCUGUGUUGAACUCUGGGGUUCAAACCCUUUCUCUGCUCGCUCCUUGUGUGGAAUCGUCUGGAGAAACGUCACGCUUGAUCAGUAUAACCACUUACCUUCUUCGCCAGCCUCCAGAUCGAGUAUCACCGAAAACGAAAUCUGGCCUUUUACGCAGCUUGGAGCACUUUCUGCCCUUGUACGAUCCGCAGGAGGACAUAAAUCUUUCCCGAGAGGUAUUCGAAGCGAUCUCUUCUAUGUUCGAUUACUUCAAGGAUGAUACGAACCGGGAAGUCUUAUCCAGAGUCUUCACGGCCUUUUCAAAGCGCGAUUCCGAGCUCACCGAAGUCGCCAAUCUUUGCGAAGACCUAAAUUCCGUGUCGAGGAAGAAACUGGAGGUGGAUUAUGAGCGUCGACUGCAAGGGUUUAGAAAAAUCAACGAGUGCCUUUGGAACACAUUUAACGCCAGGCAGUGGCGGCCCCUACUCUAUAACAUGCUGUAUCAUGUCAAAGACGAAGAGGAGCUGGCAAUCAGAUCGAGUUCCUCCUUUGGGCUGAAACGGUUCAUAGAGAGAGCCGCUGCUGAGAGCGAUAAUGUAGAUGAGUUCGAGCUUCUGGUCAAGGAUGUUUUGAUCCCUGCUUUGCAGAACGGAGUUCGACAAAAGUCAGAGCUUAUUCGCUCAGAGUUUGUCUCAGCUCUUGGAUACUUCGUUAAGUUGAAUCCGAACAGACCCGCUGUGCAAGAUAUGCAUGUUUUGCUUGUUGGAGAUGAUGAAGAGGCAUCCUUCUUCAAUAAUAUCCUCCAUAUUCAACAGCAUCGCCGCCUCCGGGCCCUCCGCCGCCUUGCAAGCGAGGCAGGGAAAGGCAACCUUCAGGCCUCCAAUAUUAGCACUGUAUUCAUUCCUCUCAAUGAACAUUUUGUGUUUGAUGAGGAGGCAGACGAGGGCGCCCACAAUCUAAUAGCAGAAGCCGUGGCAACAAUCGGUGUUCUGGCUGAAUCGCUGGAUUGGAGCCAAUUCAGGGCCAUUUUCCGCAGGUAUCGUGGCUACAUGCAUAGCAAGUCUGAUAUGGAGAAGAACAUUUUAAGGCUCUUGGGAAGAAUGUCCGACGCUUUGACGACUGCCAUGAGCCAGAAAGGCAUAUCGCAAGAAGCAACUGGGGGUGAAACGGACGGUGUCGAGAGUACGACAUCUUCGAAAUGUACUCUUGCUCAGUCAUUACCGUCUGCGACCAAGGUUGCAACGGAAUUGACCACAAACUUCAUACCUUUCCUGACUGACUUCAUUCACCACAAAGAUGAAGCGCAGAUGAGUCUGCGUUUACCAGCGGCGGUGACCACCAUCAAAUUGCUGAAGCUUCUGCCAGAGGCAGAUAUGGCUACCCGCCUACCCCCGGUUCUAUUGGAUGUCUGCAGCACCCUCAAGAGUAAAGCACAAGAUUCCCGAGACACAGCGAGGAAAACAAUCAACGAAAUCGCUCUCCUCCUGGGCCCUAUUUACUUCGCAUAUAUCCUCAAAGAACUUAAGAGUACACUGACGAAAGGCUACCAACGCCACGUUCUCUCGUUCACCGUUCAUUCCAUGCUCGUGGUGACGACAGAUGAAUUUAAACAAGGUGACUUGGAUUACUGUUUGGGAGAUCUCAGUGGUGUUGUGAUGGAUGAUAUUUUUGGUACCGUAGGUCAGGAAAAGGAUGCAGAAGAAUAUGUGAGCAAGAUGAAGGAGGUCAAGAGCAGCAAGAGUUAUGACUCCAUGGAGCUCCUUGCAAAGAAUGCCUCUGUUCAGAACCUGGCCCGCAUGAUUCGACCUCUACAGUCACUUCUCCGGGAAAGGCUGAACUCUAACAUUGUCAGAAAGGUCGACGAGCUUUUACGCAGAAUUGGAGUGGGUCUUUUAAGGAAUCCCGGGGCCGAAAGCCGCGACCUUCUGGUCUUCUGCUAUGAAGUUAUUAAGGAGUCGUAUCGCGAACCAGUGCACAGUGAGAAGCAACGGGAGGUAUCUGUUGCAGAAGAGCGAUUCCUAGUGAAAUUCCGGAAAAGGGACGAGAAACGCGGUUCUACUUCUUCGUAUACCUACAAGUUGACUCGAUUUGCUUUGGAUGUUCUGCGCUCAGUACUCAAUAAAUUUGACACCCUCCUCACACCGGCUAAUCUGGCAGGGUUCAUUCCGGUCAUUGGUGAUGCAUUAGUACAGGCACAUGAAGAAGUGAAGGUUUCGGCUCUUCGACUAUUGUCGACAAUGAUCAAACUGCCUCUAGCCGACCUCGACAACAACUCUCAUGUUUAUCUCACUGAAGCUGUGAAAGUAAUCAAGGAGGCUCCAAGCACGAAUACGGAAGCUGCCCAGGCAUCCCUGAAGCUGAUUGCAGCCAUGUUACGAGAAAGAAAGAGCACUAACCUCAGGGAUGGCCACCUUGCCUAUCUCCUACAACGUCUCACGGCCGACAUAGAGGAGCCAGAUCGACAAGGUGUGACGUUCAAUUUUAUCCGAGCCGUCAUGUCUCGCAAGUUUGUGGUGCCCGAGAUGUACGAGUUGGUAGACCAUAUUGCCACCAUGAUGGUCACAAACCAGACUCGCUCUGCGCGUGAUCUGGCACGAGGUGUUUACAUCCAUUUCCUCGUCGAGUUCCCCCAGGCUAAAAGCCGGUGGACGAAGCAACUCAGUUUCUUGGCCAAGAACCUCGAAUACAAACAUCCGGAAGGUCGUCAGUCAGUUAUGGAAGCGAUCAACUUGCUGUUGUCAAAGACGGGGCACGAGCUAGCUCAAGACAUUGUUGGCACUUUCUUCUUGCCGGUUGUCAUUGUUAUGGCGAAUGAUGACACGCCCGAGUGUCGCGAAAUGGCAGGUGUCUUACUGGGACAAUUCUACACUAGGGCAGACAGAGAACAAAUGAAGACCAUUCUCACGCCCCUGCGGUCGUGGCUCGAGCAAACGGACAACAUGCUCUUGAGCAGCGCUGGACUGCAGGCUAUGAGAAUAUACUUUGAGGCGGAAGAGACAGAGAAGGAAAAAGAAGCCCGCUUCAUCACGGAGAUUCUGCCAUCCGUUAUGCAACCCGUCCUUGAGGAUGACGACUCUGAAAAUUGGCAGACACUUUAUUUCGCGCUACAACUUUUUGCCAAGCUCAGCAAGGCCGUGCCUUCGAUUGCGCUGAGCAAACAGUGUACUACGAUCUGGGCGGCCAUCCGCGAGUGUCUUUUCUAUCCCCAUGCUUGGGUCAAGACUUGUGCCGCAAAUCUUGUUGGCACCUGGCUUGCGGAUCUCGCCAAAUCAAAUGCAGAAAAUAGCUACAGUGCUCUUCCCCUGGCUGGUGCUACUGGGUUGAUGCUUGAGAAAGAUGCAAUGAUACAUCUGAUCCGGGCCAGUUUACGUUGUCUUCGUACUCCCGCCGUCAGCGAGGAGCUUGCCAUGCAAAGCGUGCGCAACAUUAUAUUCCUCGCCCGGUGCUGUGCCCAGAACGGACUUGUGCUGUCCAAAUCAGGGGGCAAGGAAGCCGAAUCAGAUGCCAGCGAUAGUGACGAUGAUGCCGAUGAAGAAGAGAAGGCAAAGGGAGAACAGCCCGUUCUCCACUACAUCUUCGUCCAGGUGUCGUCCAUACUGCGCCGGGAAAUCAUUUCCACUCGGCAGGAAUGUCUGAUCCCCAAGACUGUCUCCAUUGGGCUUUUGGCUGCACUCUGCCGGCAUCUUGACUCAGAUCAGAUCCGUCAAUCUCUGUCAGUAAUACUGGUGCCUCUUCAGCAUAUGACUGAUUCCUCAAUCCCAGCACCUCGUUCAUCCGACGAGGGCUUCCGCAAUUCGUACAAGGCGCUUGUGUCCAACUGUCACGAGGUUCUUGACCUCAUCCAGAAGAAGCUGGGAACCACAGAAUAUGUGAAUCAAAUGUCCCAUGUGCAAGAGUUGAUCAAGGAGCGACGCGAGGGACGACGAGUCAAGAGACGCAUCGAAGCCGUGACUGAGCCCGAGAGAUAUGAACGCGAGAAGAAGCGGAGGAACGAUCGCAAGCGUGACAAGAGAAAGGAGAAGGGAAUGGAGCAUCGAGCGCGAAGAAGGGGCUGGUAA